Polyodon spathula (Mississippi paddlefish) is the source of this 1234-nucleotide messenger RNA. RefSeq names its product SWI5 homologous recombination repair protein (gene swi5). Gene Ontology annotation, biological process: double-strand break repair via homologous recombination. The transcript has 5 exons. Lineage: Eukaryota; Metazoa; Chordata; Actinopteri; Acipenseriformes; Polyodontidae. The record is from RefSeq and is a predicted model, not a curated record. Gene Ontology annotation, cellular component: Swi5-Swi2 complex; Swi5-Sfr1 complex. Bases 135 to 578 code for a protein of 147 amino acids.
AUUAAGAUACAGCUUUCCCACAUAUUGUCAGCAACGGGAGGGUGCGCUGUUCUGAUCGCAGAAUCGAAGCUGGGCGUGGAGGAUUUACAGAAGCAAGCAAACAAUCAAUCGUGGUGGCGAGCCUGUGCAAUGUAAUGGACUCAAAGGAAAGGUCUGUUACUGUCAGGGCUGAUUCAGGGCUAACCAAUGUAAACACCACGCCGUGGAGAAAAGGGGCUAGCCACCCGACGAAAGGCGUCUUCAGAAGAACACCUGUUAGAAUUUCAAGGAAUCUUAACACUGGUUUCAAAUCUCCGCUCCUGUCUCCAGGCACCCCCUGCUCCUCCAGAGUGGACCAGGCCAGUCUUCGAGAGGACAUUGAGGAGCUGAAGGGCAGACGGGAGGAGCUGAGCGCACAGAUUGCACUGCUGGAGGCUGAAGGUUACAAUGUGGAAGAGCUGGACCAGCAUAUUGAGCAGCUUCAUGAAUACAAUGACAUCAAGGAUGUGGGACAGAUGCUGUUGGGCAGGCUGGCCACAAUCAGAGGUGUGACCACAAAGGAUCUGUAUGGAGAGUUUGGCUUGGAGCUGGAAGACUAGCAGUUCAUAUCCACAGCAUUGUCACAACAAUUAAACAGAUUGUUUUGUUUUUUUUGUUUUUUUUUAUUUAAUGUACUCUACCACAUCUGUUCCAGUACCUGCCUAGGAGAUGUGAGAUGUGUUCACAGCAUGAAUGGGGGGGGCCUUGGCCUGCCAACCCUUUAAAGAGAGGAAUCAACAGCGUGAUGUUGUUUCAUAAAGCAUGGUCCAACAAAAAAACAACUGAGCCGAGUCAAAGCUCCUAUUAUACAGGUUGUGUUUUUUUUUACAAAAUUUUGGAUAUCUGUAAAGCAGCACUAUUAGUUACCCAAAGCAGGCCCCAGUGAUGUGAAUAUCAAUGCACAGCUCCAGUACAGACCUGCCCCUUUCUUUGCCCCUUGCACUGAAUUUGCAGGGUCCAUGCCUGGGGGCCAAGUUUGGUGGAUCGACCCAACUACAGCCCAGAGAGCAUAGGUGAAUUAAACGAUGUGAGUGAUGUUAAACUAUUGGCAAUAUAUUGCACCAAUAGUGAAAUGGGAUGUCAUUCUUACCAGCAGAGAGAAAUAUUUUGUUCCAAAUGUGAACAAUUACAGAUUAUAUUAAAGUAUCGAUUGUGUGUCAAUUAUGUUUGUUUUUGUCUUAUUAAAACUUUAAAAAAAUAAAAUAAAUUACAUCUU